CAUUCGACCUGAAGUUCUUUGGUCUAUUAAGUGAUACAACCAUGAGGACUUUGGUACUAAUCUGUUUGGUAUUGGGUACGGUUUUCGGUGAGGAACUCCCCGAAAAGAAACAUGAAAAGCGUGGGCUUUUAGGAUUGGGAUAUGGACAUGCGGAUCAUUUGGAUCUUCACGGACAUGGAAUUCACGCGCAUAGUUUUCAUGGUGACGCUAUUCAUGGUCACGCUUUUCACGGCCAUGCUUUCCACGGCCACGCUUUACAUGGUCAUCACGAUGUUCAUCUCCACGACGAUAUCCACCAUGGACAUUUCGAUGGACACCUUUUAGAUGGACAUCUUCAUCUUCCCCAUUCCCACGCGCAUGUUCACGCUCAUACGGAAGUCGUUAAAAAUGUUCCUGUCCCAGUUCCACAUCCAGUUGCGGUUCCUGUUGAUAGACCAGUACCAGUUCCUGUUCCAGUGAAAGUUGCUGUUCCAGUUGAUAGGCCUUAUCCGGUUCCUGUACCUAAACCGUAUCCAGUACAUAUUGAAAGACAUGUUCCAGUACCUGUUGAUCGUCCAGUACCAGUUCCGGUACCACAUGCGGUGCCAUAUCCGGUUGUUAAACACGUUGGAGUACCGGUUCCUGCUCCUUAUGCUGUUCCGGUAGCCAAACCUUAUCCGGUUCCGGUACCGCAUCCUGUUCCGGUUGUCAAACCGGUUGUUAUCACCAAACAUGUCCAUUAUGAUCAUCAUCAUGGACAUCAUCAUCACCUUUGGUGAUUUUUUUUAAGUUUAUUUUAGUGGUUUGUAAAAAUUAUAGUUU
Messenger RNA from Onthophagus taurus, 801 nucleotides. RefSeq names its product keratinocyte proline-rich protein-like. NCBI's taxonomy places the organism in Eukaryota, Metazoa, Arthropoda, Insecta, Coleoptera, Scarabaeidae. The record is from RefSeq and is a predicted model, not a curated record.